This is a messenger RNA of Pisolithus orientalis, 1957 nucleotides long. Its product is annotated as permease for cytosine/purines, uracil, thiamine, allantoin-domain-containing protein. The transcript has 9 exons. The record is from RefSeq and is a predicted model, not a curated record. The annotation marks the transcript as partial. Gene Ontology annotation, molecular function: transmembrane transporter activity. Gene Ontology annotation, cellular component: fungal-type vacuole membrane; plasma membrane. NCBI's taxonomy places the organism in Eukaryota, Fungi, Basidiomycota, Agaricomycetes, Boletales, Pisolithaceae. Gene Ontology annotation, biological process: transmembrane transport.
CAGGACAAGGAGCAGGCUGUCGGGAUCGAGCCCCCGGAAGUGGAGGUCGCCCCCGACCAAGCCAUCGCAAAGCGUUUCGGCGCGUUUGGCCCCUUUCUUGAGAAGCUCUUCGCGAGUGGUGUAGAAGCCAGAGGGGUGGAGCGCGUACCGGAGGAUCAGAGGGAAACAAGGAAUGUGUGGAACAAUUUGCUGAUGUGGUGGUCCGUCAACACAGUGUUGACUACCAUCCCAAUUGGGGUGCUGGGAAAGUACGUAUUUACACUCACGUUCCAACACGCUGUGGCCACCAUCCUGUGCUUCGGUUUUCUGGGUGCCAAUGCCACUGCCUUUGUCGCCACUCUAGGGCCUCAAACGGGCUUGCGGACCAUGAUCAUUACGCGUUAUAGCUCCGGCUAUAUCGGCUGCACCCUCUACUCUAUUCUCAACAUCCUCACGCAGCUCGGGUUCGCAACUACGGCAGUGAUCCUAGGCGGACAAACGCUCGCAUCCAUCAAUAGUUCGCAUGGUAUUCCACUUGUAGCCGGCAUUAUUAUCAUCGGCGUGUGUUCCCUGAUACCAUGCUUCGUCGGCUACAAUAUGGUGCACGUCUACGAGAAAUAUGCCUGGAUAGUUACGUUUUUUAUCAUGUGCUGUCUUUAUGGCCUCGGCGCAAAAGCGGGAUUUGACAUAAGUGCUCAAAAAUCAGCAGAGGACACCGGGAGAGCACUCAGCGCAGAUAUUAUUAGUUUUGGAGGUAUCGUGUUUGGCUCUUUUGCUGGGUGGGCGCCCGUCGCAGCAGACUAUAAUGUGCGGCUCCCCGCUGACACUCCAGCGCUCCGUGUAUUCACCCUCACUAUGUUUGGGCUUUAUAUUCCUGUCUGCUUUACCUCUAUCCUUGGCGCUGCUUUGAUCACUAUCACGGACCCAGAAUAUGUCGCUGCCUUUGGCACGGAUGGAUCAACUGGUCGUUUAAUCGCGCAGGUGUUGUCUCCUUGGGGAGGAGGAGGGAAAUUCUUACUGGUUUUGUUGGCCUUUAGCUGCAUUGCGAACAACAUCCCUAAUACCUAUUCUACAGCGCUGUCGAUUCAGGCUCUGGGGCGUCCGCUGGCCGUUGUGCCGCGCUUCAUUUGGGUCAUCUUUGCCUUCCUUGUCUACACCAUCGCGGGAGUUGCUGGCCGCGAGCACUUCUCAGAGAUCCUUAGUAACUUCUUGAGUAUCUUAAGUUACUGGACGGCAUUCUUCAUCGUCAUUAUGGCUGAAGAACACUUCAUCUUCCGAAGACCUGGCGGAAAGCUCGGAGGCUAUAACUUGGCAAAUUGGGACCAGCCAUCCAAACUUCCGCCAGGCUUUGCAGGUAUCCUGGCAGGAUGCUUUGGAGUUGUUGGUGCUAUUGUCGGUAUGGCGCAGGUCUGGUACACGGGACCGAUUGGUCAGAAGGCCGGUGCUACGUAUGGAGCUGACCUUGGCUUCGAACUUGCGGCGGCCUUCGCUGCGGUGACUUACCCUCCUUUGAGAUGGAUAGAGAUUAAGCUUACUGGAAGAUGACGAGACAUUACAUGUACUAUGUAUGCUACAGAAUAAGUCUUGAUAUUGUACUGGCCCGAACGUAGUUGAUGCCCAUACCGGCGAGAAACAAAGUCAUCCAGCUUCGUCAUAUUGUAACACUAGCGACGUGCUAGGUGAAAAGAUCGCACAACCGUGUUCACCAGGCCUCGCCAUCGACGACCACGCGGCAGUACAAACCAACCAACCGAAGGGUUAUGCUACACCGUUGAACGACAAAAUACGGCUCGUGUUGUGUACUCGUGUAGGUCACGAUAGUUAAGCAAGAAAGAUAACAUGUCCACGCGGGCUAGGAUUACCGUACGUAUCAAGGCCUAUUGAAAGCCUCAGCAUUAGCUUAAAUUCAGUUCACGGGCUUCAAUGCCCACCAAGCGAUGGAUUUCGCUCUGGAGACUGAUGGUAGCAGCCAAGUGAG